UGGCCUAAACGGACGAUCCGAAGAACCCCCACCCUUUUUCUCUCUCUCCCUCUGCCCCUCUCUCUCUCUCUCUCUCCCCUUCAACUACUCAUCUCUUCUCUCUGCAGAAGACUCAGUAAAAAUCAUAGUACUACCAAAACUCUUUAAAAUCAGAAAUUGGGUGUUUGAUUUUCUUUUGAUUCCUAAGCUGACAUCUUUGUUUGAGUUUGAGCAGCUCUAAUCACUCAUCAAUGGACAACAUUUAAGCUCUAUCAGAACCCAUAUCGGGGAAGGAGGAUCAAAGGAACAGACUAGGAGAAAGGAGAAAUCUUUGGUCCGGCUGCGUAUAGCUUCUUGAAGAUCAUGGCGGUGGUUGAGAAUGGGAACGACGGGAACGUGCAGAACGACGUCGUUGCAGCCGAUCGUGACCAGUCAACAAAGAAUAGCAGUCCGCAGAGUGAUCAGAGUUUCCAGACGGUGCAGAAUGGCAAUGGAGUGCUGGGCGAUCAGCGGUCAAAAGUGAACGGUUUGGAUGCGAGGAGAAAUUUACAGAUUGACGAGGAGGAUGGCGAUGGUCGGGGAGGGUUUAAGAGCGAGAAAGAGAUGAGGGAUUUGGAGGAAAUGCUCUCGAAAUUGAAUCCCAUGGCGGAGGAGUUUGUGCCGCCGUCUCUCAGCAUCGGCGGCAGCCUUAGAGUGGUGGCGCUGCCGCCUGGUGGAGGACACUUUGCUAACAAUUUUGUAUUGCAGCAGCCUAAUUCCGGCCUUCGUAAUGGAAACUCCAUUAGAAGGAAGAAGAAUGGCAAUGGUUAUGCGAAGAAAAGGAUGAAUAACCGAACAAGUAUGGCUCAAAGAGAUGAUGUUAUAAAGAGGACAGUAUAUGUAUCUGACAUUGAUCAUCAGGUCACUGAAGAGCAGCUUGCUGGACUCUUUCUCAACUGUGGCCAGGUUGUUGACUGUCGAAUAUGUGGUGACCCCAACUCAGUGCUUCGCUUUGCUUUUGUUGAAUUUACUGAUGAAGAAGGAGCAAGGAAUGCUUUGAAUCUAGCAGGAACUAUGCUUGGAUUCUAUCCAGUGAGGGUGCUUCCCUCUAAAACUGCUAUUGCCCCCGUUAAUCCAACAUUUCUGCCACAGUCUGAAGAUGAAAGGGAGAUGUGUGCAAGAACUAUAUAUUGUACAAACAUUGAUAAGAAGGUUACUCAAGCAGAUGUCAAACUCUUUUUUGAAACCAUUUGUGGAGAGGUUCACCGUUUGCGGUUGCUUGGUGACUAUCAGCAUUCAACACGCAUAGCAUUUGUUGAGUUUGUCAUGGCUGAGAGUGCGAUUGCUGCAUUGAACUGCAGUGGUGUUAUCUUGGGAUCACUUCCGAUAAGGGUAAGUCCAUCAAAGACUCCUGUUCGACCCCGUGCUCCACGCUCUGCUGUGCUUCACUGAUCUAUCCUCUGCCACCGCUUUAAAGCUGGUCUUGUUCGUAUUCUAUUCUAUACACAGAUGAUACAAAUACCUCCUCCAUAGCGCUGUGCUUAGCCGAAUCUAUGAAUUAGGGUUUUGGUGUCGUCCCGUCAUGGUUAGGUAUCUGCAACCAACGCUUUCUUUUGUAGCUGUGUUUAGAUGUUGUAGAGAGUUGGAUGGUGUAUUAUGAGGCUUAAUUUGUGGUAAUUUGUGCUUGCCUGCCAAGUAUGUUCAAUUCUGUAGGCUGUGCCUCAAAACUACUACUCAUGUUUCUAUUGUUUAUACAUUGCUUAAGUCUUCUUCCCUAAUGCUUCUGUGGAUAUGAUUUUGUUC
This is a messenger RNA of Ipomoea triloba (trilobed morning glory), 1761 nucleotides long. Its product is annotated as polyadenylate-binding protein-interacting protein 11-like. Bases 343 to 1410 code for a protein of 355 amino acids. The record is from RefSeq and is a predicted model, not a curated record. NCBI's taxonomy places the organism in Eukaryota, Viridiplantae, Streptophyta, Magnoliopsida, Solanales, Convolvulaceae. Gene Ontology annotation, molecular function: RNA binding. The transcript is spliced from 11 exons.